Sphaeroforma arctica JP610 is the source of this 417-nucleotide messenger RNA. RefSeq lists its product as hypothetical. The record is from RefSeq and is a predicted model, not a curated record. The annotation marks the transcript as partial. The transcript has 3 exons. NCBI's taxonomy places the organism in Eukaryota, Ichthyosporea, Ichthyophonida.
GGCCCUGAGGGCUUGCACAUCAAAGUGAUACAAACGAGGUGCACGGAACGAGAGCUCAUAGACCCGUCCAAGAAGAAAAGCCUGGACGCACUUAUCUAUCGAGAGGCGCAGAGGGGCAGCGACCGCUUCAACAAAGUGGACGGUCAACCGGGUUUUUUCGCCUUGGCUUCUAAGGAGGAUAAGGCGUUGAUGGUACAGCGCAAGGCACAACGAGCAGAGAAGGUGCGACUAGAACGGCACAGGAAGAGAGCGUCUAACGAACGCAAACUAAGGUAUCUGAAGAAGACAGUGCGCAUGAUGCUGUUCAUUAACACAGCAAUGCACGAGGAGAUGAAAGCGUUAGAAGCGUCCGCAAGGGUAGGUACCACAACUACUAAGCACACAACCAUUAAACACACAACCACUAUACACCUAUAG